Molecule: messenger RNA, 1434 nt
Organism: Dacryopinax primogenitus
Lineage: Eukaryota; Fungi; Basidiomycota; Dacrymycetes; Dacrymycetales; Dacrymycetaceae
Product: ubiquitin-protein ligase molybdopterin-converting factor
Exons: 6
Coding region: 1-1434 (477 amino acids)
Biological process (GO): cyclic threonylcarbamoyladenosine biosynthetic process
Cellular component (GO): mitochondrial outer membrane
Molecular function (GO): ubiquitin-like modifier activating enzyme activity; tRNA threonylcarbamoyladenosine dehydratase activity
Source: RefSeq, a predicted model, not a curated record
AUGCCGUGGCACCUCAGCUUAUCAUCUCCAUCUUUACCCUCACCAUCUGCACAUCCACGUGUUACACUCCUCAUCACCGCAAUCGCCUCCUCUGCCCUCACAUUCGGUGCUUUCCAGAGCUACACCCUCCUUUCUCGGGCUCGACGGGCAGCGCAACUCAAGCAAUCUGUACAGGAAGCACUGCAGGAUGAACCCCUCACUCUGGCAGACGAGAGGCGUCGGAGGCGAUUACAAGAAGAUACGAACGUGUCUUACGACGAGGAGCUUAUCAGGGAGCAGUUAGCGAGGAAUUAUGCUUUCUUGGGUGAGGAGGGCAUGGAGAAGGUCAGGAAAGCUAGAGUCGUGGUCGUAGGUUGUGGAGGUGUGGGAAGCUGGGCUGCGGUGAUGCUGGUGCGAUCAGGUGUCGGACAUAUUCGUCUAAUAGAUUUUGAUCAAAUAACCCUCUCUUCCCUCAACCGGCAUGCGACAGCCACGCUCGCCGACGUCGGGACGCCCAAAGCAGCGUCCAUGACAAAAUUCCUCAAGUCUGUCGCCCCAUGGUGCGAGGUCGAUGCGCGUAUCUCCCUCUGGCGCGAUACGGAGGAGGGUGCGAGGCUAUUAGAAGGCGCGGAUUGGGUCGUCGACGCGAUUGAUAACAUCUCUACCAAGGUGGACCUUCUUGCAUACUGCAGCAAGCACAAUAUCCGUGUGUUCUCCUCCAUGGGCGCAGGGCUAAAACGCGACCCCACACGUAUGCACAUCACCGACAUCUCUCUAACGCAGGAAGACCCCCUCGCACGUUCCGUCCGCAGGCGACUAAAGGCCAAAGGCGUGCUUUCCGGCAUCCCGGUCGUGUAUAGCACCGAGGUGGAAAGUGAUGUCAAGCUCCUCCCGCUCCCGGAGGAGGAGUUUGAGAAAGGCAAGGUGGCCGAGUUGGGACCGUUUGACGACUUCCGGGUACGGAUCUUGCCUGUGUUGGGUCCACUGCCGAGCAUAUUCGGGUUAAACGCAGCAACAUACAUCGUACUAGAUCUAGCUGGCAAGCCGCUCACCAACCCACUAGCGGCGAAGGGUCGGCGAAAGCUGUACGAUAAGAUGGCGCGAGACCUGCGUGCCCGAGAAGCGCGGUUAUACACUAACGGAAUGGAGAGUAGUAAGCUUCCCAUAUCGGAACACGAGAUCGAAUACCUCCUAGAAGACCUCUCCCGCUCGCGCUCCUCCCUACCUCCUCACCCCCUGCUCGCGCGCCCAACGUUGGUAAGGUGGGACCCUUCCCUCCCACUCACCGUGGACAACGUCGCUGUUUUCUCAUCGGAGGAAGCGAAUAGGCAUGAGCGGGAGGUGCUGAAGGGUGGCAAGAGUGGAGAGGAGGUGUGGGGCAAAGAGAUGGAGGAGAUUAUGAGUAGGCGAGGGGAGGAGGCUAGGGAGUGGAGGAGGGGUUGGAUGGAUAGUUGA